AUGCCACGAAUUCCAUACAGGUAUCCUGCUGCGGGUGUGGACCCCAUCGCAGAUGCCAUUCGCGAACGACGCGGCGCUCGAGGCUUGACACCACUCGAUGGCUCUCUACUCAAUGCACCUGCCAUUGCCAACGGCUGGAAUACACUACUCGGAGCAACUCGAACCAAGAAUUCGAUCCCGGAUGAUGUUCGAGAGAUGAUGAUCCUCCGUGUCGCUGCUCACAACUCGGCUAACUUCGAAUGGAUCCAGCAUGCUCCCGUUGCUGAGCAGGCUGGAUGCAGCACCGCCCAACUUGCUGCAGUCCGUGACCUACGAGCUCCCCUGUCGGCAUCUUCAGUGCUCAGUCCACUGGCAAAGGCUGCUUUGGCGCUGGCAGACGACAUGACCACCAAGAUUCGCGUCGAGGAUUCCACUUUCUCCUCUCUCAAAUCUGCGUUUGCCGAGAAUGUCAAGCAGCUCGGCGACAAGGGCAAGCUGGACGGCUUCCAAGGUGAACAGCUUGUCAAUCGCAAACUCGCAGAGGCUACACUCACCGUCGCUGUCUAUAACAUGGUCUCUCGCUUCCUUGUUGCCGUCGAUGUCGACGACCGAGCCAACCUGCCCGUACCCAAACCAGAAGGUAGCAAGCAUGUCCAAGAUCCGUCGACACUCCAGUUGCCCCUCGCCGGACCCAGCUCUUCAGCAGGUCGAGGUGUGGUACAGCUUCCCGAUGGUCAGCUCUUGAGCACGCGAGUGCACUUCCACAGCAUGAACGCGCCUUGGAUCGUGCUCAUCAACUCGCUCAUGACCAACUUGUCCAUGUGGGAUGCUGUCGUUCCAGCGCUUUCAUCUCGGUUCAAUCUCCUCUCGUACGACCAGAGGGGACACGGAAGCUCCGCCCUCCCCGCCGAAGCUUGCACCAUCCCUCAGCUCGCAGAUGAUGUUGCUUUCUUGCUCGACAGCUUGGCGGUCAAGAAGGCUCAUGCUGUUAUCGGUGUCUCGCAAGGAGGCGCUACAGCGUUAUCCUUUGCAGUCCGACACCCUGACAGAUACGAUAGGCUUGUGGCUUGCGAUACUCAGCCAAGCACUCCGGCGGCCAACGUAGGUGCAUGGGACGAGCGAAUCGCCCUGGCGAGGAGCAAGGGUAUGGGCCAGCUAGCUGCUGCUACUGUGCCACGAUGGUACGGACCUGGCUCGCAAGCCAGCGCAGACUGCAGGGCGAGGACAGAAGAGAUGGUCGAGACUACUCCUCUUGAAGGUUUCGCUGCUGGUGCUCGAGCGUUGCAGAACUACGACUUGAUCAAGGAUGGCAUUGUCGAUGCUUUCAGCAAAGCCUUGUCGAGUCGACACUUGCUCCUUGCAGGUGAAGCGGAUGGCAAGUUGCCAGAGACGCUUCAAGCUUUCGCUACAAAACUCAAGCAAGCUGGUGCAUCAGCCGAGUUUGUUAGCAUUCCCAAUGCUGGUCAUUUGCCUAUGUGUGACAAUCCGGAUGCCUGGUUGCAGCCCGUUCUAAAGUUCCUGUCGUAG
Molecule: messenger RNA, 1506 nt
Organism: Ustilago hordei
Lineage: Eukaryota; Fungi; Basidiomycota; Ustilaginomycetes; Ustilaginales; Ustilaginaceae
Exons: 1
Coding region: 1-1506 (501 amino acids)
Molecular function (GO): peroxiredoxin activity
Source: RefSeq, a predicted model, not a curated record